Molecule: messenger RNA, 1235 nt
Organism: Cuscuta epithymum
Lineage: Eukaryota; Viridiplantae; Streptophyta; Magnoliopsida; Solanales; Convolvulaceae
Source: the annotation of a GenBank genome assembly
ACAUGUGUGCCUCUGUCUGCGUCUCAUCCUCGAACUGCAAUUCUAUGGCUAAGCUGUUUCAUCGAUGAACUGCAAUUCGAGCGCUGUACAAGACGAACGAGCAAGUUUUGGUGACGACGACUUCGCAUUGAAGACAUAUCGAAGCAUCAUGGAUCAAGUUGAUAAUGUUGAUAAUGUUAAUGUCGUUGAUGUGAACUCAACUGUGAACUCAACUCCAUGCUUGAACACUUCCUUAUCUUCUAAACAAUGGAUUCCAGCUUGCCCCCCCUGAUUGUAAACCUGAUGUUGGAUCAUGUGUCUGUUGUUGAUAUUCUUCGUGGGAAAACGUAUAAAGUUACAUAUAAUCCCGGUGAUCAUGCUAGUUCUUGCUCUUGCAAGAUGUUUGAGAGGGAAGGUAUCUUGUGCCGUCAUGUUCUAUUCAUAAUAAAAAGUAAGGGUGUUCGUGAGCUUCCGGGUUAAUAUAUACUAAAUCGUUGGACAAAAAAGCUUUGGAAAAGCCUAUUUUUGACUGUUCUGGGAACAUAUUGGAUGAAUGUGGUGCUGAUUCGAAAAAUAAGUUAAUUGGUGGGUGAUCUGUGGUCAUCUUUUUUCAGUUGUGUUUCUCUUGCUGAGAGUUCAAAUGAUGAUCUGCAGAAGUUAUUGGACAUGAUUGAAUCUUUCAAAGGCUCUAUUCUUUCAAAACAUACUUCCAAUGAUGUUGGAAAAAGUUCCAAUGAUAUUGAAAGCCUUAUAGGUAUUAGCUUUUCAUCAGAAUAUAGCAUUUAUCCUCUGAACAUUUAUGUCAAUAAAAGCAGAAAAAAGAAUGAUUAGCAAGCGUGAAGAAACUAUACUUAAAAAGAGGUCAAGUAAUGUAGGAAAAAGUGAUGCUUGUGCAACAGAAGAUCAAGUCAAGAAGCCAAAAACAUGUAAAUCUUGUGGUGAAGUUGGUUUCCAUGAUAGUACAAAUUGUCCUAAUAAAGAAUGUGACACUUCUUCAAGUUCUUGCUACAUUGGACUCUGGCUGCCUCUUGAUGUUUUUCCAAGUCCUGAACCUAAGUUUGAAUGUUUUUGUUUCUUUAGCUUUGCAUUUUGCCAACUAAUGAGUUUAGCUUUUGCUUAUAAACUGGACUGAUAUCCAGUUAGAGACGUAUAUGCGUAUGUGUAAAUUGAAACUUCAAAGAUUGCAUUCAAUCGAACGAAAUGUCAGGAACCAAUUAAAGACUAAAAUACUCAACAACUCAGAGUUACAAUUACAC